UUAAUCACCUCCAGCACUUUUUUUUGUUUUUUUUUGUUGAAGUGCUUUACUAAUUCAAUAGCUUUUUUUCUCAUGAUCAUUUAUUUCAAGAGCAAUAGAAUAGCUGCAGACCUCAUCUCUCAGGCCCAUCAUCUCUCAGGCCCCUCUCUAUACUGCCACGUACUGGAGACCUCAUCUCUCAGGUCCUUCUCAUCGCUCAGGCCCCUACCCCUCAUCUCUCAGGCCCCUCAAUGACGAACGACCCAGGAAAAACGAACCCCCUCUAUCAAAAGGCUAUUUGAUGCUUCUCUUUCUAUUGGCUUGUGACUACUUUAUCGUUCUACGGUUUGCAGUAGCAGCCAUUUUUUGACAGGCUACUGUUCCUGAUUUAUAUGCUUAUUUGUAAGUAUUUUAUUCAUGGUAUGCCUUUCAUGUCGCUAUCCCAAUUGUUUCAUUGACUUGUUUAUUUCAUUCUAUUUGGGAGACAACAAAUUGAACCCUAUUUUGCAUUAUUGAAGAAUUAUGAAUUAUGUUGGAUGAUGACGAUAAUCCUGUCUGACAUGUAGAGUUCAGUUCUAUGGCAACAGUUCUAUGGCAAUCUCUGAUAGAUGAGAGGUGCCUGAGGAUGAGGGGUAUGAGAGAUGAGGGGCCUUAGAGAUCUCCAAUAGGUGGCAUUAUAGAGACGAGCCUGAGAGAUGAGGUCUCCAGUAGGUGGCGGUAUAGAGAGGGGCCUGGGGGAUGAGGUCUGCAGCUGUACCCCUCUCAAGAAGAGGGGGGUUAAGGGUUACAAUUUGGUGUGUUUGGUGUCGGUUGGUGAUUUCGCUACUCCUGCCGAAGUAGAAGAACACAAUUUGAAGAAAAUUGGGUGACCUAGAUUUUGUUCAGCUAUGCAUUUUCAGGAGUGGUUACAAUCCCUUCGUACCAGUGGGGGGGUUCGAGGACCUGUAAACAAAGACUUCUGGAGCCUUGUCCCCUUUCUCCCUUUGUCGUCCUCUUUCUCCUCCCUCUCUCUAUCCCCGUCCUCUCUGCUGGGUAUAGGUGCUCUGGCCUCCUUCACUGCAUACUGGCUGGUGACUCGCCCUCGGCCCAUGCGCCCCCCUUGUGAUCUGAAUGCCCAGUCUAUCCCUGUACAGGGAGAGCCCAAUUGGAGGCGUUCAGCUUUGCUCAAAGACGAUGUCCUGUUGGAGUUCUACUAUGAGGACACCAGGACAGCCUAUGACAUGUUCCAGAGAGGACUGAGAGUGGCAGGGGAUGGCCCAUGCCUUGGCUUCAGGAAACCUGGGGAGCCUUACCAGUGGAUCUCCUACACUGAGGUGGCUGAACAGGCACAGGUGCUGGGCUCUGGGCUUUUGGGCAAAGGCUGCCAACCAAAACCUGCGCAGUUAGUUGGAAUAUUUGCCCAGAACAGGCCAGAGUGGAUCAUUUCAGAGCUGGCCUGCUACACCUUCUCUAUGGCUGUGGUGCCCCUGUAUGACACACUUGGAGAGGAGGCCAUGGUGCAUAUCCUUAACCUGGCUGAGAUCUCCCUGGUGAUCUGUGACAAGGAGGAGAAGGCAGAGUCCCUUCUGGGGAAUAAGGAGAAGGGUGUGACGCCUACUCUCUCCUGUCUGGUGCUCUUCAAUCCCUGCAGUGAUGCCAUAGUGGAGAGGGGGAAGAACUGUGGAGUGGAGAUUCUAGAACUCACACAGCUCAUGGAACUUGGACGACAGAACCUCAGAGAUCCUGCGCCACCCCAACCCCAGGACCUGGCAGUCGUGUGCUUCACCAGUGGAACCACAGGAAAGCCCAAGGGAGCCAUGAUCACCCACGGCAACAUCGCCUCCAAUUCCUCCUCUGUUAUUAAGAUCCUGGAGGGGUCAUUUGUAAUUCAGCAAGAGGACGUGUCCAUAUCUUACCUACCUCUUGCCCACAUGUUUGAGAGGAUGAUUCAGGUGUCCAUGCUAUGUCAUGGGGCCAGGGUAGGAUUCUACCAGGGGGAUAUCUCCCUGCUCAUGGACGAUAUUAAGACUCUGAAACCCACCUUCUUCCCAGUGGUGCCUCGCCUGCUCAACCGCAUCUACGACAAGAUCUUAGGCUCCGUGACGUCCCCAUUACGCCGGGCAGUGCUGCACUAUGCAGUGAGGAGGAAGCAGGCUGAGCUCAGCAGUGGGGUGGUACGUAACAACAGUCUGUGGGACUGGCUGGUGUUCAACAGGAUUCAGGCUAAUUUAGGAGGUAAUCUGAGGUUCAUCCUGACCGCCUCUGCGCCCAUCGCCCCCACCGUGCUCUCCUUCCUCAGGGCCACCCUCGGCUGUCUGAUCUUCGAGGGCUACGGGCAGACUGAAUGCACAGCAGGCUGCACCUUCUCCAUGCCAGGUGACUGGAGUGCAGGCCAUGUUGGUGCUCCAUUGCCCUGUGCCAUGGUGAAGUUGAUUGAUAUUCCUGAUAUGAACUAUUAUGCCAAGAACGGAGAAGGAGAGAUCUGUAUCCGUGGCCACAGUGUGUUCCGGGGAUACCUGAAAGAUGAGGAGAAAACAACAGAAGCCCUGGACAGUGAUGGCUGGCUGCACAGUGGAGACGUGGGCCAGUGGCUACCGAAUGGGACACUUCGCAUCAUCGACAGGAAGAAGCACAUCUUCAAGCUGUCCCAGGGAGAGUACAUUGCCCCUGAGAAGAUUGAGAAUGUCUACAUGCGUUGUGUCCCUGUGCUACAGGUCUUUGUGCACGGAGACAGCCUACAGUCUCACCUGAUCGGUAUUGUUGUGCCAGACCCAGAAGUGUUCAUUGACUGGGUUAAGGAGAGGGGAAUCUUUGGAUCCUAUGAGGAACUCUGCCAGAAUCCAGAUGUGAAGAAAGAAGUGUUAGAAGACAUGACAGCCGUGGGGAAGGAAGCUGGGCUGAAGUCAUUUGAGCAGGUGAAGGAUCUGCACCUGCAUCCAGAGAUGUUCAGUGUUAGCAACGGGCUCCUCACCCCCACUCUGAAGACCAGACGAGUGGACAUCCACAGAGUCUUCCAGGAACAGAUCACAAACAUGUAUAGCACAACAGCCAUCUAGAAGAACUCUGUCCACUGUAACAUGCUCACACACUCCAAUGACAUUUACAGUUGAAGUCAGAAGUUUACAUACACUAAGUUGACUGUGUCUUUAAACGGCUUGGAAAAUUCCAGAAAAUUAUGUCAUGGCUUUAGAAGCUUCUGAUAGGCUAAUUGACAUCAUUUGAGUCAAAUGGAGGUGUACCUGUGGAUGUAUUUCAAGGCCUACCUUCAAACUCUGUGCCUCUUUUGACAUGGGAAAAUCAAAAGAAAUCAGCCAAGACCUCAGAAUAUUUUUUUAAACCUCCACAAGUCUGGUUGAUCCUUGGGAGCAAUUUCCAAACGCCUGAAGGUACCACGUUCAUCUGUACAAACAAUAGUACGCAAGUAUAAACACCAUGGGACCAUGCAGCCGUCAUACCGCUCAGGAAGGAGACACAUUCUGUCUACUAGAGAUGGGCGUACUUUGGUUCGAAAAGUGCAAAUCAAUCCCAGAACAACAGCAAAGGACCUUGUGAAGAUGCUGGAGGAAACAGUUACAAAGGUAUCUAUAUCCACAGUAAAACGAGUCCUAUAUCUACAUAACCUGAAAGGCCGCUCAGGAAGGAAGAAGCUACUGCUCCAAAACCGCCAUAAAAAAGCCAGACUACGGUUUGCAACUGCACAUGGGGACAAAGAUCGUACUUUUUGGAGAAAUGUCCUCUGGUCUGAUGAAACAAAAAUAUAACUGUUUGGCCAUAAUGACCAUUGUUAUGUUUGGAGGAAAAAGGGGGAGGCUUGCAAGCCGAAGAACACCAUCCCAACCGUGAAGCACGGGGGUGGCAGCAUCAUGUUGUGGGGGUGCUUUGCUGCAGGAGGGACUGGUGCAGUUCACAAAAAAUGGCAUCAUGAGGGAGGAAAAUUAUGUGGAUAUAUUGAAACAUCUCAAGACAUCAGUCAGUAAGUUAAAGCUUGGUUGCAAAUGGGUCUUCCAAAUGGACAAUGACCUCAAGCAUACUUCCAAAGUUGUGGCAAAAUGGCUUAAGGACAACAAAGUCAAGGUAUUGGAGUGGCCAUCACAAAGCCCUGACCUCAAUCCCAUAGAGAAUUUGUGGGCAGAACUGAAAAAGUGUGUGCGAGCAAGGAGGCCUCCAAACCUGACUCACUUACACCAGCUCUGUCAGGAGGAAUGGGCCAAAAUUCACCCAACUUAUUGUGGGAAGCUUGUGGAAGGCUACCCAAAAUGUUUGAACAAGUGAAACAAUUUAAAGGCAAUGCUACCAAAUACUAAUUGAGUGUAUGUAAACUUCUGACCCACUGGGAAUGUGAAGUAAAUCAUUCUCUCUAUUAUUAUUCUGACAUUUCACAUUCUUAAAAUAAAGUGGUGAUCCUAACUGACCUAAGACAGGGAAUUUUUACUAGGAUUAAAUGUCAGGAAUUGUGAAACUGAGUUUAAAUGUAUUUGGCCAAGGUGUAUGUAAACUUCCGACUUCAACUGUA
This is a messenger RNA of Salvelinus fontinalis (brook trout), 4471 nucleotides long. RefSeq names its product long-chain-fatty-acid--CoA ligase 1-like. Lineage: Eukaryota; Metazoa; Chordata; Actinopteri; Salmoniformes; Salmonidae. The coding region runs from base 867 to 3014 and encodes 715 amino acids. Gene Ontology annotation, molecular function: arachidonate-CoA ligase activity. The transcript is spliced from 21 exons. Gene Ontology annotation, cellular component: endoplasmic reticulum; membrane. The record is from RefSeq and is a predicted model, not a curated record. Gene Ontology annotation, biological process: long-chain fatty acid metabolic process; very long-chain fatty acid metabolic process; long-chain fatty-acyl-CoA biosynthetic process.